AUGGUAGGUACGGUGACGUCACAAGAGGGCGCCCUCGCGGAGCCCGGGCGGUUCAAAUGGUUGACGCGGGGGAGAAUAAUCCAAUAUCCCCCCCUGCCAUGGCUCUCUCCACAUGAUGGGUUUUUUCCCCCUCCUGUGUCGCCCUAUAUAUAGCUCUUCUAUUCCUUUUUCAAAUCUCUUGUGGGAAAGGAUGUGGUCGUGGAACUAAAAAAUGAUCUGAGCAUAUGUGGCACCCUCCAUUCUGUGGAUCAGUAUCUGAACAUCAAACUAACUGACAUCAGUGUCACAGACCCUGAAAAAUACCCUCAUAUGUUAUCCGUGAAGAACUGUUUCAUCCGUGGCUCAGUGGUUCGCUAUGUGCAGUUGCCAGCAGAUGAAGUUGACACACAGUUGCUUCAGGAUGCAGCAAGAAAGGAGGCCCUGCAGCAGAAACAGUGAUGCUUCCUCUAUUUUCCUUGCCUGUUCCAUUGGGGACCCUUAACUC
Molecule: messenger RNA, 484 nt
Organism: Elephantulus edwardii (Cape elephant shrew)
Lineage: Eukaryota; Metazoa; Chordata; Mammalia; Macroscelidea; Macroscelididae
Gene: LSM2
Product: LSM2 homolog, U6 small nuclear RNA associated (S. cerevisiae)
Exons: 5
Biological process (GO): mRNA splicing, via spliceosome
Cellular component (GO): Lsm1-7-Pat1 complex; P-body; catalytic step 2 spliceosome
Molecular function (GO): RNA binding
Source: RefSeq, a predicted model, not a curated record